Cokeromyces recurvatus is the source of this 1558-nucleotide messenger RNA. RefSeq names its product branched-chain alpha-ketoacid dehydrogenase. Gene Ontology annotation, cellular component: mitochondrion. Gene Ontology annotation, molecular function: pyruvate dehydrogenase (acetyl-transferring) kinase activity. The transcript is spliced from 2 exons. Gene Ontology annotation, biological process: regulation of glucose metabolic process; protein phosphorylation. The record is from RefSeq and is a predicted model, not a curated record. Bases 34 to 1518 code for a protein of 494 amino acids. Lineage: Eukaryota; Fungi; Mucoromycota; Mucoromycetes; Mucorales; Mucoraceae.
UUUUUUUUUUCUAUUUUUUUACUUGUACUGAGCAUGACAAUACUGAAAAAAUUAUUUUCUCAUCAAGCAACACGCUCAUUCUUCAAAAGUGCUCUCUGUAAAGAACAGCCUAAAAAGUUACGUGUAGACAAUAAUGUUCAAUCCACUUUCCAUUUCUACCAUUCCAAUAAAAUACUUGAAGAUUAUGUAUCUCAAUCUGUCAAUCCAACUACAUUACGUCAAUUCAUCUUUUUUGGAAGACACAUGAAUACAGAUCGUCUUCUCAAAUCAGCCAACUGGGUACGUAAUGAACUACUUAUAAGAUUAGCUCAUCGUAUUCGUGAUUUUCAACAAUUGCCCUUUUUUAUCGGCACUAAUCCACAUAUUGAGCAUGUUUAUAGUCUCUAUUGGAGUGCCUUUGAAAAUAUACGUGCUUGUCCUGAUAUUAAAACUCAGGAGGACAAUAAGGAAUUCUGUCGACUUCUCAAGGAUUUGUUAGAAGAUGGUCUCUUAGUAUUGCCUCGAUUGGCCCAGGGUCUAAGUGAGAGUGCAACUUAUUAUAGAUCAUCUGCCCAAAAAGAUCUCGACUUAUUCUUAAACCGUAUGUUGAGAUCUAGGAUAUCACGACGCGUAUUGGCAGAACAGCAUUUAGCAUUAACAGAAGGAUGUGAAAAUGAGUGGGAUACAUCGACUGGUUCGGAUGGUUAUGUGGGUAUUAUCUUUAUGCAUUGUUCUGCAAGUGAAAUUGUGGAAAGAUCUAAACAACUUGUAUACCAGCAUGUACAUCGAUAUCAUUCAAAAGAGCAAGAUAAGUCAAAGGUUCCGUCAAUUGAUGUUCAAAUCCAUCAACAACAUCACCAUCUUGAUUCCCGUUAUCAUAACGGAAGAAAUGAGAUUUUAUUUGCUUAUGUACCUGAACAAUUAGAACAUAUUCUAUAUGAAUUAUUAGAUAAUGCAGUACGAUAUACAAUAUUAAACCAUGGUAAUAAAGACAAGUAUCCUGCUAUUCAAGUUACAGUGAGUGGAAAUGAUUCAGAUGUGUUUUUUCGAAUAUCUGAUCAAGGGGGCGGUAUGUGUCAACAACGGUAUGACUGUUUAUGGUCUUAUCAAUCACGAGCGCAGAUGGGUGAUUUUAACGAUUUCAAACAAAUUCAAAAGGUUCCUGCAUCUAUUGAUGAACGAGCAAGUCAAGCAACACAUCAUCAUCUUGGUAUUGGUUUGACAAUGAGUCGUAUUUAUGCAGAAUAUUGGGGAGGCGAAUUACAAGUGAUGACUAUGGAUGGAUAUGGCACAGAUGUCUAUGUUCGAAUUCCAAGACUAGGGACUCAUAUAGAGAAUUUAGGUAUUGGACAACAUAACCCUGUAUUUUAUACGAAUAGCAGCAGCAGUACCUCUACUAGUAUAUUAAAGAAAAAAAGGAUAGUUAAUCAUAAUCCCAAAGAAACGUUAAAGUCAAAUGCCGCUACGAACGAACAGUCAGCACAUGGUAUAUUAAAAUUUAGCAAUGGAUGGAGUCAAAGUUAUAUGAUUCGAUCUUAAAAGAAGCACUGUUUGUUUGUUUAUUUAUUUAUUUAUUUAU